AUGUCAUUCCGAAUGCUUCAUUGGGUACACAAAAUUGGUAACUAUUCCAAGUCUAAACAAUUCUAUGAGAAGGAAUUGAACAUGGUUGAACAGAGACAUGAAUCAUUUGAUGCAGGAUGUGAAGCAGCUUGUAAUGGUCGAUAUAAUUUGAGUUGGACCAAGACAAUGAUUGGAUAUGGACCUGAAGAUCUUCACUUUGUUUUGGAAUUGACAGCAAAUCAUGGAAUUAAGAGUUACAAGUUGGGUAAUGAUUUUAGAGAAAUUGUUAUUCAUCAUGAUAAGGCAGCUGAGAGUAAGCAAACUAUUGUUGAUCCGAAUGGAUAUACCUAUGUGCUUGUGAAUAGAGAAAGAGACUUGGAAGAAAGUGAGAGAAACUCUUUCGAACAUGAUCAAGUUCAAUACAUUUCACUUCAUACCAAGAAUUUGGAAAAACAAAUUCAAUUCUAUACUCAAGUUUUGGGAAUGCAAGUUUUCAAGAGAGGAGAAAAUAGAGCCCUAUUAGGUUUUGCUCAAGAUCAAGCCAAAAUUGAAUUUGUUCAAUUGAGUGAGAGUGAGGAAUUGAUUCAUGGAGAAGCUUUUGGUCGAUUGGCAAUUUCAUCAAAGGUCGAUAUUAAGGAAAUGCAUCAAAAAGUAUUGAAAGCAAAGGAAGAGGAAGUUUUUGUUUCGACUGGAAUUUCCAUUGUUAAGGAACCAAUUGUUUUACCAACACCUGGAAAGGCCGAUGUUGAAGUGGUGAUUAUUUCUGAUUGUGAUGGAUAUGAAAUUUGUUUGGCAGAGGAAACUGGAUUCUUGGCUCUUGCUUUAGGAAAGUAAAGUUUUUAUUUUACCACUC
Molecule: messenger RNA, 832 nt
Organism: Naegleria gruberi
Lineage: Eukaryota; Heterolobosea; Eutetramitea; Acrasida; Naegleriidae
Gene: FM150
Exons: 1
Coding region: 1-813 (270 amino acids)
Source: RefSeq, a predicted model, not a curated record